CGACAAUCCGUUUAGUGGUAUCACAUAUAACUUGUGUGCAAUUCUGAAUUCGGUACACUCCCGUUUCCUUCUUCUACCUCUCUUUCCAUUCCCUCCCAGCUUGCCGCCAGUCCCAUACGCCAGCGCCGAACUGGAAUUGAAGGGUUAAUGGCAUCAGUGAAGAGAAAGUCGGUUGAAGACCCAUCUGGGGAGCCUCUCCCUAUGCAGAAACAGCGGAGAGAGAAUGGUUCAGUGACUGCCAAUGAAUCGGUGGCCUGUGUUCAUGAUGUCUCAUAUCCAGAGGGUUAUAUUCCACCUCCUCGCCCAGGCUUUUCAGCUCAUAAGGACUCGAAGCCUGUAAAAGAAUUCCCAUUCACUCUGGACCCUUUUCAGUCUGAAGCUAUUAAGUGGCUUGAUAAUGGCGAGUCUGUUAUGGUUUCAGCACAUACAUCAGCUGGAAAAACUGUAGUGGCAUUAUAUGCUAUUGCUAUGUCUCUGAGAAAUCAGCAACGUGUCAUAUACACUUCACCCAUUAAGGCACUCAGCAAUCAAAAAUACAGAGAGUUCAAAGAAGAAUUCUCUGAUGUAGGUUUGAUGACUGGAGAUGUCACAAUUGAGCCUAAUUCUUCUUGCUUGGUGAUGACCACAGAAAUAUGGCGCAGUAUGCAGUAUAAAGGAUCUGAAAUUACUCGUGAGGUGGCUUGGGUCAUUUUUGAUGAAGUACAUUAUAUGCGUGAUCGUGAAAGAGGCGUGGUAUGGGAAGAAAGCAUUGUUAUGGCCCCAAAGAAUUCUAGAUUUGUGUUCCUCUCUGCAACUGUGCCUAAUGCAAAAGAAUUUGCUGAUUGGGUAGCAAAGGUUCACCAACAACCAUGUCACAUCGUUUAUACUGACUAUCGACCAACUCCUCUUCAGCAUUAUAUUUUUCCUGCCGGAGCUAAUGGUUUAUACUUAGUGGUGGAUGAAAAGGGGAAGUUUCGAGAGGACAGCUUUCAGAAAGCAUUGAAUGCACUUGUUCCUAAGAGUGAAGGUGAGAAGAAAAGGGAAAAUGGGAAGUGGCAAAAGGGUUUAGUGGUGGGUAAAAUUGGCGAAGAAAGUGACAUCUUUAAGAUGGUAAAAAUGAUCAUUCAGCGCCAGUAUGACCCAGUCAUUCUUUUCAGCUUUAGCAAACGAGAAUGUGAAUUUCUUGCCAUGCAGAUGGCAAAAAUGGAUCUAAAUGAGGAUGAUGAGAAAGUGAACAUAGAAACCAUUUUUUGGAGUGCCAUGGACAUGCUUUCUGAUGAUGACAAGAAACUACCUCAGGUUUCAAAUAUGUUACCCCUCUUAAAGCGGGGAAUAGGUGUGCAUCAUUCUGGCUUGCUUCCCAUUUUGAAAGAAGUGAUCGAGAUUUUAUUUCAAGAAGGGUUGAUCAAGUGUCUGUUUGCUACAGAGACCUUUAGCAUAGGUUUGAACAUGCCUGCAAAAACUGUGGUAUUCACCAAUGUCCGUAAAUUUGAUGGAGACAAGUUCAGAUGGAUAUCUAGUGGAGAGUACAUCCAAAUGAGUGGCCGAGCUGGUCGUCGAGGAAUUGAUGAUCGUGGGAUAUGCAUCCUUAUGGUGGACGAGAAACUUGAGCCUCCUACUGCUAAAAUGAUGCUCAAAGGAAGUGCUGACAGUUUGAACAGUGCCUUCCAUUUAAGCUACAACAUGCUUUUAAAUCAAAUGCGCUGUGAAGAUGGGGAUCCUGAAAAUUUGCUGCGAAAUUCAUUCUAUCAAUUCCAAGCUGAUCGUGCUAUUCCUGAUCUUGAGAAACAAGUGAAAGUCCUUGAAGAAGAGAGGGACUCGAUGAUAAUUGAAGAAGAAGAUAAUCUAAAGAAUUAUUAUGAUCUGAUUCAACAAUACAAAAGUUUGAAGAAGGAUGUUUGUGAUAUUGUGUUUUCUCCAAAGUACUGCCUACCCUUUCUGCAGGCCGGUAGAAUUGUAUGCCUCCAAUGCACUGGGAUUGAUGAAAGCUCUCCAUCUUUCUCCAUUGAAGACAAAGUUACAUGGGGUGUGAUAAUCAAUUUUGACAGAGUCAAAAACUUUUCUGAAGUGCAUGAACCAGAUGAUGCAAGUAGAAAGCCCGAAGAUUCAAACUACACAGUGGAUGUUCUUACAAGAUGUGUCGUGAGCAGAGAUGGAAUUGCGAAAAAGAAUAUCAAGAUUGUCCCAUUGAAAGAGUCUGGAGAGCCUCUUGUUGUUUCUGUUUCUAUCUCUGAGAUUACUAGUCUUAGUAGUGCUCGCUUGUACCUGUCGAAGGACCUUUUGCCUUUGGAAGUUCGAGAGAACACCUUAAAGAAGGUUUUAGAAAUUCUAUCUAGAAAUCCUACUGGACUGCCACUAGAUCCUGAAGGAGAUAUGAAGAUCCAAAGUAACUCAUACAAAAAGGCAGUCCGACGGAUAGAGGCUUUAGAGCACCUCUUUGAGAAGCAUGAAAUUGCAAAAUCUCCCCUUAUCGAGCAAAAACUCAAAGUUUUACACAAGAAGCAAGAAUUAACAGCCAAGAUUAAGUCAAUCAAGAAAACAAUGCGUUCUUCCACAUCUUUGGCUUUCAAAGAUGAACUUAAAGCCAGAAAAAGAGUUCUUCGGAGGCUAGGAUAUGUUACAAGUGACGAUGUAGUGGAGUUGAAAGGAAAAGUAGCUUGUGAAAUUAGUAGUGCAGAUGAGUUGACCUUGACAGAGCUCAUGUUCAAUGGUGUUUUAAAGGACAUAAAGGUGGAGGAGAUGAUAUCUCUUCUUUCAUGUUUUGUGUGGCAAGAAAAGCUCCAGGAUGCUGCAAAACCUAGGGAAGAACUUGACUUACUCUUUUCACAAUUACAAGAUACAGCUCGAAGAGUUGCCAAACUUCAGCUUGAAUGCAAGGUCCAAAUUGAUGUGGAGAAUUUUGUGAGUUCAUUUCGGCCUGAUAUUAUGGAGGCUGUAUAUGCUUGGGCAAAAGGAUCCAAAUUCUAUGAAAUCAUGGAAAUUACACAGGUUUUUGAGGGGAGUUUGAUCAGGGCAAUUAGGAGAUUGGAGGAAGUUCUUCAGCAGCUUAUACAAGCAGCAAAAUCCAUUGGCGAAACAGAGCUGGAGGCAAAAUUUGAAGAGGCUGUUUCAAAAAUCAAGAGAGACAUAGUGUUUGCAGCAUCUUUAUACUUAUAGUUAACUAGAGGUUUAAUUUCCUCCACGAUGCUGGAGAAAAUGGAAAAGGGUCUAAAUGAAGAUGGGCUGAAGCAUUGAAUUUACAUGGUCUGAAGCAAAUUCAUCCAUAUGAUGUGCUCCUUCUAAGUCAUUGUUGUACGCAGCUAGUAACAGGAGUGUGUUCUGCUUCUAGAGCAAGGAAAGAUGAUAUUAGAGGUCCAAAUCACGGUUUAUAGCAGAAGAAAAAGAGGAACUCAAGUCUGCAACUGUUCUUGAUGCCUCUUUCUCCUUCUCCUCAACCCUCCAUAUUCUGGUACCAAUUGCUGCUGCUGCUGUUCUUUUGUUUUUUUUUUGGAGAUUCUUACUAAAGAGAGAGUUGAGAGGCUCCGUGGCGAUUUUGUUUGAGCAUUUAGUUCAUACAGUAGCACAUGGAUUGUCAUUUAUACGUAGGAUAUAUAUUGUCACAAUUGUAAAAUCAGCCAGCUUUGGUUGCAA
Molecule: messenger RNA, 3609 nt
Organism: Hevea brasiliensis (rubber tree)
Lineage: Eukaryota; Viridiplantae; Streptophyta; Magnoliopsida; Malpighiales; Euphorbiaceae
Product: DExH-box ATP-dependent RNA helicase DExH9
Exons: 16
Coding region: 148-3135 (995 amino acids)
Biological process (GO): maturation of 5.8S rRNA; RNA catabolic process
Cellular component (GO): nucleus
Molecular function (GO): RNA helicase activity; ATP binding; RNA binding
Source: RefSeq, a predicted model, not a curated record